UCUCAAAAAAAAUUCAAAUUAGAGGUACAAAAAGAGGCUGAAGGAUCUAUUAUUUAUUAGCAUCUUAUAAUCGUUUCUUAAGUACUUGUUCCAAUCGUCUCAUAUUUAUAGUCAUGCAUGUUUGACUUUUCACGGCCGAGGCGUGUUUUAAAACACAAUAUCUCCAUUUUUGUUUUAAAAAUAAAAAUUCAAUAUUUUAAAACUGUAUAUCGAUAUGAAAUCCAACAAGAUUUCAAGUGAAUAUAUUAUUUUGUACAAGGUAUAAAUUAAUGAUUUAAUAAUAGUAUAUACAUGGUCAAUUUUAAAAUUUUGACUUAAAAAACUGAAACAUGACUAUAAAUACGGGACUGAGAUCGAGGUACUAGUUAUCUAGAGGAACUUCAAGCUACUUAGUUUACAAGAUUUGGCAAUGCAUGCUUCUAAACAACAACUAGCAAUAUUAUCAUUAGCCAUUGUAUUAAUUGGUAUGUUUGUGAUGCCUAAAUGUCAAUUAGUAUUAGCAACUCAUCAAAGUUUGAGUACUUCAUCAUCAUCAUCAUCAUCAUCAUCAUCGUCAUCAUCAUCGUCAUCAUCUUCAUGUGAGUUCCCGGCUAUAUUCAACUUCGGAGACUCAAACUCCGACACCGGUGGCCGGGCCGCGGCGUUUGGCCAAAUAGGACCACCUCAUGGUGAGACUUUUUUCCAUGCCCCUGCCGGAAGAUACUCCGAUGGCCGUCACGUCAUUGAUUUUAUAGCUGAAAGCUUUGGAGUUCCUUACCUGAGCGCAUAUCUUGAUUCAGUGGGAUCUAAUUUUAGCCAUGGAGCCAACUUUGCUACGGCGGGGUCCACCAUUAGACCUCAAAAUACCACUUCUUACAGUCCUUUUUCUCUUAAAAUUCAGUAUAAUCAGUUUCGUGAUUUCCAGCAAUAUUCUCAAGUAUUUCGUCAUAAAGAUGAAGUUUUCAAGAAAUUAUUACCGAAGGCAAAGUAUUUCUCUAAAGCUCUUUACACAUUCGACAUUGGUCAGAAUGAUUUAACGGGCAGUUUUUCUCCUAAUAUGUCACCCGAACAAAUCAAAGCAACAAUGUCCGACAUAUUAGAUCAGAUCAAAACAUACAUCAAGUCGAUUUAUGACCUUGGAGCAAGAUACUUUUGGAUACACAAUACGGGCCCACUUGGAUGCCUACCUUAUGUGCUAAAUGGGCUAUCACUGAAUGCCACCCAAGUGGACCAGACUGGAUGUGGAAUCUCUUUAAAUGAAUUGGCCCAAUACUUUAACUUUGGGCUUAAGAAAGUUGUGGUCCAACUCAGAGAAGACAUGCCACUAGCUGCGGUCACAUACGUUGACGUGUACUCAAUCAAGUACGACCUCAUUAGCCAAGCUAACAAAUAUGGUUUUAUAGAUCCAUUGAUAGCAUGUUGUGGACAAGGAGGAAAGUAUAACUAUGACUCGCAUAAAGGUUGCGGAGCAAGGUACAUGGACCAUGGUAAGGAAAUUCUAGUCGGAUCUUGCAAAGAUCCACGGGUUAAGAUCAAUUGGGAUGGAGCUCACUACACCGACGCAGCAAAUAAAUGGGUCUUCGGCCGUUUAGAGAAUGGGUUAUAUUCGGAUCCGCCUAUUCAGUUGAGAAUGGCAUGCUACAAGCAAUAAUACUUGGAUACGUUGGAUGCG
Molecule: messenger RNA, 1651 nt
Organism: Spinacia oleracea (spinach)
Lineage: Eukaryota; Viridiplantae; Streptophyta; Magnoliopsida; Caryophyllales; Amaranthaceae
Product: GDSL esterase/lipase At3g26430
Exons: 5
Coding region: 410-1630 (406 amino acids)
Molecular function (GO): hydrolase activity, acting on ester bonds
Source: RefSeq, a predicted model, not a curated record